Messenger RNA from Gymnodraco acuticeps, 3296 nucleotides. RefSeq names its product transmembrane anterior posterior transformation 1b (gene tapt1b). Bases 26 to 1738 code for a protein of 570 amino acids. Gene Ontology annotation, cellular component: endoplasmic reticulum membrane; ciliary basal body. Gene Ontology annotation, biological process: maintenance of protein localization in endoplasmic reticulum; positive regulation of cilium assembly. The transcript has 14 exons. The record is from RefSeq and is a predicted model, not a curated record. Lineage: Eukaryota; Metazoa; Chordata; Actinopteri; Perciformes; Bathydraconidae.
AGCGGAUGAGACCGUUUGGCUGAAGAUGGCGGAUUCGCUGUCGUCAGGUCUGGGAGAGGAGCAGGAGAAUGAGAAGGAAGGCAGGGAGCGGGACGGGAAGGCUGCCAAAACAGAGAAAAACAAGGAGAAAGACAGAGUCACGGACACCCUGCGGUCCAACGAUAAAAACAGAGGCAACAAUGGCAAGAAACGCAACCUGUCAGACCUGUCUCUGGUCAGAUUUAUAACUACUGAGCUAACCAGAGGCUACUUCCUGGAACACAAUGAGGCCAAAUACACCGAGCGCAGAGAGAGGGUCUACACCUGCCUCCGCAUCCCCAAGGAGCUGGAAAAGUUGAUGACAUUCGGCUUCUUCCUCUGUCUGGAUGCCUUCCUCUAUGUGUUCACCCUGCUGCCCCUCAGGGUGAUUCUGGCUCUUUUACGGCUCCUCACGUUGCCUUGCUGUGGCCUCGGUGGCGCCCGCUUGCUCCAGCCGGCCCAGGUGUGUGAUGUGCUGAAAGGCUUCAUCAUGGUGCUGUGUUACUCCAUGAUGAGCUACGUGGAUUACUCCAUGAUGUACCACCUCAUCAGAGGACAGUCUGUCAUCAAGCUGUACAUCAUAUACAACAUGUUAGAGGUGGCAGACCGCCUCUUCUCAUCAUUUGGUCAGGACAUCCUGGACGCUCUGUACUGGACAGCCACAGAACCAAAGGAGAAGAAGAGAGCGCACAUAGGCGUGAUUCCUCACUUCCUCAUGGCUGUGCUCUACGUCUUUCUCCAUGCCAUCCUCAUCAUGGUUCAGGCCACCACUCUGAACGUAGCCUUCAACUCCCACAACAAAUCCCUGCUCACCAUCAUGAUGUCAAACAACUUUGUGGAGAUCAAAGGAAGCGUGUUCAAGAAGUUUGAAAAGAACAACCUGUUCCAGAUGUCAAACAGCGACAUAAAAGAGAGGUUCACCAAUUACAUCCUCCUGCUCAUCGUCUGUCUGAGGAACAUGGAGCAGUUCUCCUGGAACCCUGACCACUUCUGGGUGCUGUUUCCUGAUGUAGUCAUGGUGAUUGCCUCUGAAGUUGCUGUGGACGUUGUUAAGCACGCCUUCAUCACCAAAUUCAAUGACAUCAGUGCUGAUGUAUACGGGGAAUACAGAGCCAGCCUUGCCUUUGAUCUUCUCAGCAGUCGACAGAAAAAUGCUUACACAGACUACAGUGACUCAGUCUCCAGAAGAAUGGGCUUCAUCCCGCUCCCUUUAGCUCUACUGUUGAUCAGAGUCGUAACCAGCUCAGUGAAGAUCCAGGGUUCGCUGUCCUUCAUGUGUGUGCUGCUGUUUUACCUUGGGAUGAUCACUCUGAAGGUGCUCAACAGUAUCCUUCUGCUGGGUACGUCUUGUGGAUUCGUGAAAGAGGCCAACAUGGAAGAGAAGCUCUUCAACCCUCCGCCCACCGUCGUCUCCAGCCGUGCAAACUCCAGAGCUCACCGCUCCAAACACGUCCACAUUCCACCACAGCAAGAACCCACAAUCGACAAAGGAGGAGCAUCCGUGGCAGCAGAUGUUUCUCCGCCCCCCAGUGUGGCAGAGAGCUCUGCCCCAACACUCCCCAAAAGUGACUCAGACACUUUCCUGACCACGCCAGAUGGGGAUGAUGGUGAAAAAAUCAUCAACGCCAACACCGGACUGGAAGGUCUCGAACCACGAACACCCAAGAAAGACUUGCUGGAAAUAGACCGCUUCACCAUCUGUGGCAACCGAAUAGACUGAAAGCUACAGGGAAACAACCAGUCAGUGUGCCCUGGCAAAACGCCAAGAUUCAGGGAUCAGAAACACGGGUUGGACUAGAGAAACUUCAGCGCACCUGACCCCUGAGUAUUUAUUUAUUUAUUUAUUACUGACAAAACCAGCCAAGGCAUAACGCUGUUACUACAAGCAUCACAGGCGGCCUCAGAUGUCUCCAUCUGGUCCAGCCGGUGCCUCGUGAACCAGGUUCACUCCGGGGAUUGGUCUUGGUUGUCACGGCAACCUGAAGACAUGCUUGCUCAUGACUAUGGGAGAAAAUUGGCAUAGCUGUAGAAGAGCACGAAGACAGAAACACGUAUGUGACGUAGUGCCACUAGGAUCGCUGUGUGAUGAAAUGACAGCUGGACUGUGCGAGUACGUGUUCAAAAGCACAAUCAUGCGUGCGGUGCAGAUUUGUUUUUAGAAAGAACAAAUUCGUCAAUUUUUUUUUAAAAAACAAAUUUUUCAAAAGCCUAAUAUUUAAAAUGAAGUUUUUAUGAAGACUCUCAGAUCUUUUUCUAGAAUCGACCUGCAGGACUAAGACUCACAAUCACAUUAACACACUGUUGAAAUCCCAAUGUUGCUCUGCUGACACACACACACACACACACACACACACACACACACACACACACACACACACACACCAACACAUCUAAAAUAGUCUUGUUUAAAGUGAAUUACUGUGAUGACCCCGAGUGUCCUCAGCGCGCCGACAUGGCAGCAGCGACAUUAGGUGCAGUCCUGCUGAAUGCACUGGCUUUGGUUACAGAGGUUACUUUACCUUUUAGACGCAGAUCAAAGUUUGGAGGUUUUAGUGUCAUGCCGCUUGUGUUGAUAUUGUUACUUUAAGCACCGAGAUAGGCUGGUGCCUGUUUGUAAAGACAGUAUUUAUUUAAAAGUAGUUGGUCUCAUUUAACAUUCUUGGUGUGUGACACUCUCAGAUCAGCAUCAAUUAAAUGUUUUGUUAUUAUUUCCCAUUAUCUUUGCAGUGAUAUGAGAAAUAAUUAAGGUUGCAUGUAUGCAGGUGAAAUGUUUAAGGGUAUUGUGUGAUAAUCAUCUAUCAAAAAUAACAAGGAUCAUAUGAGCACUUUGGUUGAACCAUGCAUCAUCUUUUUAUUUUCCUGAGCGCUGUAGGAAGUCAGGUUUGAAUCCUAAAUGUUGCUGACAUUGAGUGGUGUGUUUGUUGUUCGGCUGGCUAAUUGGAAGAAGCUUUUUCCAAAUGCUUUCAUUUUUAUAGAACGACCUUUAGAAGCUGUAAAAGCUGGAAGCAUUGUUGAUCAUAUCUUUCUGAAAUGCUGAAUUCAAGCUAGCCCUACAUUUAGCAUUGCAUGCUAAUAUCCUGUUGUAUUUGAUUCAAGCAACAGUGCUUAACAUUUGGAUUUUCGAAAAAGAAAUACCCAGUGGUUUUUAAAAGGUCUUUCAAAUUAAUGAAUGCUUCUCUAGAAUCAUCAAAGACUUAUCUAAAAGUGUGUGUGUGUGUGUGUGUUGUGUGAUGUGGUGUGUGUGUGGUGUGUGUGUGUGUGUUGUGUGUGUGUUGUGU